Hipposideros armiger (great roundleaf bat) is the source of this 1720-nucleotide messenger RNA. RefSeq names its product GTPase, IMAP family member 7 (gene GIMAP7). Gene Ontology annotation, molecular function: GTP binding. The record is from RefSeq and is a predicted model, not a curated record. The transcript has 3 exons. Bases 254 to 1123 code for a protein of 289 amino acids. NCBI's taxonomy places the organism in Eukaryota, Metazoa, Chordata, Mammalia, Chiroptera, Hipposideridae.
UGUUUCAAAAGGUUUGAACACGUUUUGCUCACAGUUACAGCAAAAGCACCUGCUGAAACCAGCUUCUUUGGAGGAAACCUGAGAAGUCUUCAGCUCGUUGGAAAGAAGGCUGGCUACCAGUUCACCAUCUGGAAAGAGUGUGGACUCCCAUCCCUGCGUUCCCUUAAUCUACCUCUCCUCCGUAAACGGAAUUUUAGAAUCACGAUGUUGGGUCUUGUGGGUACCUGAGCCCCAGAAGCCUCUUGACACAAUCAUGGCUGGCUUUCAGCAAAACACUCUGAGGAUUGUCCUGGUGGGGAGAACCGGAAACGGGAAAAGUGCUACAGCAAACACCAUCCUUGGGAGAAGAGAAUGUGAGUCUAGAGUUGCAGCAGAAGCUGUUACCAAGAUCUGUCAUGUAGUACCACGGGAGUGGAAGGGAAGGCCACUUCUUGUUGUUGACACCCCAGGGCUCUUUGACACCAAAGAGAAACUGAUGACCACCUGUAAGGAAAUCAGCCGCUGUGUCAUUGCCUCGAGCCCUGGGCCUCAUGCCAUCAUCCUGGUUUUGCGGCUAGACCGCUACACGGAGGAAGAGCAGAAAACUGUUGCAUUGAUUAAGACCGUCUUUGGGAAGAGAGUCACGAAGCACAUGAUCAUCUUGUUCACUCAUAAGGAUGAUUUGGAGGACCAGAGCCUGAGUGACUUUAUAAAAGCGGCGGACGUGACCCUAAGAAACAUCAUCAUGGAGUGUGGGAACCGCUACUGUGCCUUCAAUAACAGAAGUAAAGACGAGGCUGAGAACGAAGCUCAAGUGCAGGAGCUGGUGGAGCUGAUAGACAGAACGGUGUGGGACAAUGGAAGGACUUACUUUUGUGAGGACAUCUACAAGGACGCAGAGGAAAGGCUGAACCGUCAGGCAGAGGAGUUGAAGAAAAUCUAUGCUGAUCAAUUACAGAAGGAAAUUAAACUAGCAGAGAAGGAAUAUGCUAAUAAACCAAAGGAAGAAAAGGAGGAAAAAAUACAACAGCUAAGGAUGAAAUAUGAUGAACGAAUCAAGAACAUAAGAGAAGAAGCUGGGAAAAAUAUAUUUCAAGUUGUUGUCAAUAGGAUACGUAAUGCGCUUUCAAUACUAUUUUCAUAAGUAAUGUAAAUCUUCUAUCUUGUCUUAGUUUACAAUGAUUUGUUAAUGAGUAGAUUGUCUUUUACAAAAUUGGUUACAACAAUUUCUUAGAUUGUGUUUUCCAAAGGUGGCCACAACAAUAUCUUCUGUCUUACUUCUUCCUCUUACAACCUGAGCUUGUUAUCCUUCUGUCGAGUCCUGGGAUCUGUGCCCCCUACCUAGAAAUCGGAUGCACUUUGUGACUGCUCUGAUAUAAAGAGGAUGGUUCAAGCAACACCACGAGACAGAUAGGGAUGAUGCGUCCUUGCUGUCUUGGGGUGCUUGCCCUUGGAACUUGUGUAGAGACCCAGACCCAGACCCUAGGCUAGGCAAGCUCAUUUUGGAAAGUACCCCCGCCCAGAGGAAUUUUAAAACUCCUGCUUCAGCCAAACAUAACAGAAUGUCCUGUCAAGAAAGUAGAAGAAGAUAAGCUAGCCAUGCUUUAUAGCUCGUUAGAAGAAAAUAAAGUAGCCAUGUUUUAUGGCUCGUUAGAAGAUAAGCUAACGAUGUUUUAUAGUUUGUUAAAAUAAAAUAAACUGUUUUUUUUUUCCUUUUACUCACUAACCACUUUUUUUUUUU